AUGUUCCACACGGCCAAGGAAGCAUCGUUUUUUAAUCUCAUUAAACAAGGAAGAGAUUCUUUCUCGAGGAAUGGAAGGGACUACAAGAAAGAUAGACUCCUUUUCAAAUCGACCCCCGGUGUUGAAAGGUUCUCGAGAUUAUAAAUCUUCCAGGCGUGCGGGAAGGGAGCGAGACCAAGCCAGACGGAGAGUCAGCCCUGCCCUUCCCAUUCUACGCGUGUCAAGUUGAAGAAAUGA
Molecule: messenger RNA, 237 nt
Organism: Spirodela intermedia
Lineage: Eukaryota; Viridiplantae; Streptophyta; Magnoliopsida; Alismatales; Araceae
Source: the annotation of a GenBank genome assembly